Poecilia latipinna (sailfin molly) is the source of this 1854-nucleotide messenger RNA. It is a transcript of the gene tcf7, whose product is annotated as transcription factor 7. Gene Ontology annotation, biological process: regulation of transcription by RNA polymerase II; canonical Wnt signaling pathway. The coding region runs from base 341 to 1513 and encodes 390 amino acids. The transcript has 10 exons. The record is from RefSeq and is a predicted model, not a curated record. Gene Ontology annotation, cellular component: beta-catenin-TCF complex; chromatin. Lineage: Eukaryota; Metazoa; Chordata; Actinopteri; Cyprinodontiformes; Poeciliidae. Gene Ontology annotation, molecular function: DNA-binding transcription factor activity, RNA polymerase II-specific; RNA polymerase II cis-regulatory region sequence-specific DNA binding.
UCAAACCUGGAGAUGAAGCUGUUAUUGAUCCAGCGCAGUGCGCCACAGCAGAGGCAGAAAACUGUUGAAAAAUAAGUCAAAAUCACUUUUUUCUCGCUCUGUGUCGACUCGUUGCCAUAACAACCAAAGAAAAUGCAGAUGUUUGUGUCAGGAUUCAGAAAACACUGAAGCAUUUCUCAGAGAACAUUCAGCUCUGUGUGUGACGUCACGCUGCAAUAUGGCUGAAUAUUCAGAGAUUUAAUAAUUAUCAUGAUGAUGAUUUUACUGAAACAAACUUAAUGUGUUGCUGUGUUUCCGCCAACAGUCCAACAAAGUGUCGGUGGUCCAGCAGUCCCACGGGAUGCAUCCGCUGACGUCCCUGCUGCCCUACAGCAACGAGCAUUUCAGCCCCAGUCCACCGCACCUGCCCACAGACAUGAGCCAGAAGACAGGUGUUCACAGGCACCAAUCCCAGGACCUCUCAGGAUACUACUCCCUUCCUCCAGGUGGCGUUGGCCAGAUCACUCCCUCCAUGAGCUGGCAGAGCCAGCCGGUCUACCCGGCCUUGUCCCCUUGUGGAUUCAGGCAGCCCUACUCCUCCAGUCUCCCCAGCGCAUCGUCCUACUCCAGGUUCCCUCACUCUUUGAUGCUCGGACCGUCGGGCGUGCAUCCAACAGGGAUCCCCCACCCGGCUAUAGUGCCCUCUUCGGGCAAGCAGGAGCAUGAUCAGUACGACAGAGGCAUGUACAUGAAGCCGCAGGUGGAGGUCAAGCGGGAGAAGGAGCCCAAGAAACCGGUCAUCAAGAAGCCGCUGAACGCCUUCAUGCUCUACAUGAAGGAAAUGAGGGCAAAGGUCAUCGCCGAGUGCACGUUAAAGGAGAGCGCCGCUAUCAAUCAGAUUCUGGGACGAAGGUGGCACGCUCUGACCCGGGAGGAGCAGGCCAAGUACUACGAGUUGGCCCGGAAAGAGAGACAGCUCCACAUGCAGCUCUACCCGACCUGGUCUGCUAGAGACAACUACGAGGCGGGCCUUAGCGGGGUCGCAGGGGAAAAGAGUAAAGCUGAUUGGGGCAAGAAGAAAAGGAGAAAACGGGAGAAGCAGCAGGACUCCAACACAGACCCGGGCUCUCCUAAGAAAUGCCGGGCUCGCUUCGGCCUCAACCAACAAACGGACUGGUGCGGUCCCUGCAGGAGGAAAAAGAAGUGCAUUCGCUACCUUCAAGGAGGAGGCUGCCCCAGCCCAUCUUCUUCAGAUCUAAGUGCUAUAGACUCGCCCCCGUCCCCGUGUCCCGCGCGCCUCCGCCUCUACCAGCAGCAGCCCCCGUCCCCGCCGCCCUCCCCCUCCACGCGCCGCUCCUCACACACGCGCUCGCAGCCCCGCUUCCCGUCGGAGCCGUCCGCCGGCAAGCGGGCGGACCUCUGCCACCUCGCCCCGACCCUGGAACUGUCGGGCAAGCAGACGCUCUGCUCCUCGGCGCUGUCCGCCGCCAAGGUGGCGGGACUUUCUCUCAAAGUGCUAACAGAGACUCACUGAUCGCCGCGGCCGUCCCACCUCACUACUCUCCUCCUCGGCUCCCCAAAGGAACGAAGAUCCUCCUGGUCGCCUCCUUUCAUCCUGCAGUCGUGAUUUUCCAAAGGUUUCCGUUUCCACCGCAGCGACAUGAGAACAAGCUGUUCACCUUGUGCUUAACGCUUCGGAGGCCUGUCACAGUUACUAACAAAUCCACAGCUGUCAUGACGUCACACUUCCUGGAACUUCAUAGCUGACUGCCAUCUUGGUAGGCAGUUGCUAUGACAACAACAAACAAGCCACAAGCUUAGAAUUAGCUCUCACCUUGUUGCUAUCUAACUUAUAAAAAUAUUGCUUUACAACUA